Molecule: messenger RNA, 3400 nt
Organism: Numida meleagris (helmeted guineafowl)
Lineage: Eukaryota; Metazoa; Chordata; Aves; Galliformes; Numididae
Gene: CTSO
Product: cathepsin O
Exons: 12
Coding region: 848-1804 (318 amino acids)
Cellular component (GO): lysosome
Molecular function (GO): cysteine-type endopeptidase activity
Source: RefSeq, a predicted model, not a curated record
GAAACGCUCAUGGGGAGGCACCGAAGGACUUUGGAAGUAUCUGAAAUUCAUUUGACUCCUCCUGCAUUACAUGAGUUAUCAGUUACUUAAUUAAACCAUUCUAUUCCAGAGCUUGAAAGGUCAGGUCCAGUAAAAUGGAGGACAGACACCGAACAGCGGGAGAUACAAGGAUAUAGACACAUCAAAAGGGUUGAACAAUAGCUUGUGACACUGCAGUCUCACAGAAACUGGUUUUCCAAACAGGAGCCCAGAUUCUGCAAGCCAUCCCUAGGCACUGACACAAGUGCCUGAAUAAAGAAAGCUUGAUCUGAUAAACAAGGCUACAUCUAACUGAAGAAGGAAUGAGCUUCCACAAUCAGGGGAGACAGAACUGAACAGUGUUCCAGAUGCAGCUUCACAUGUGCCAAAUAGAGGAAAAUAAUCACUUCCCUCAACCUGCUUUUCACGUCCUUGCUCUUACAGUCUAGUACAUAAUAAUUCGGAUAACGCAAUCUCACUCCAAAAAGAAAGCUUCCCCGUUGCUGUUUAGUUGCAAAGCCACACCUGAGGAGACGUCAGGCAACCACCUCAAGGGACAGCCGCCAUCUCGCGCCACUUCCCGCCUCGCGGCCACCGGCGGCCACCGGCGGCCACCCCGCGCAACGCCCUGCCGUGCCCUGCCCUACUAACCCCCCACUCGUGUACAGCCUUGAAAGCCAAGAAACUGGCCACGCCCCUCCUUGCAAGGAGCCGGCCGCAAUCUGGGCGGGGAUCUCCCUCGAGACCCCACCCGCUAUGACUCGGCAGCUGGGGGCGGAGCGGGCACGGAGCCAGCAGGGAGUUAGGCACGGCCUGGGAGCCCGCGGCGAUGGUGGUGCUGCCGUUGGUGCUGGCGUGCUGCCUGCUGCGAGCAGCCGGCGCCGCGCUGCCGGUGCCCGCGGGCGCUGCGAGGCGCCCUCCGUGGGACGGAGGAGGACGGGAGGGAGAAGCGGCGGCGCUGCGGGAAAGCACUAAAAGAAUUAGAUUACUGAAUUCACCAUCAAAUGACAACGGAUCUGCUUUCUAUGGAAUAAAUCAGUUUUCUCACCUGUUGCCUGAAGAGUUCAAAGCUAUUUACUUAAGAAGCAUACCUCACAAACUCCCCAGAUACAUAAAAGUGCCACGGGGAAAGGAAAAACCUUUGCCAAAGAAGUUUGACUGGAGGGACAAGAAAGUCAUUGCAGAAGUGAGAAAUCAGCAGACAUGUGGAGGCUGCUGGGCUUUCAGUGUUGUGGGUGGUAUAGAGUCUGCCUAUGCAAUUAAAGGAAAUAAUCUGGAAGAACUCAGCGUACAGCAGGUUAUCGAUUGUUCAUACAAUAAUUAUGGUUGCAGCGGUGGUUCCACGAUAACUGCUUUGAGCUGGCUGAAUCAGACAAAAGUCAAACUUGUGAGAGACUCAGCGUACACUUUUAAAGCUCAUACAGGACUGUGCCAUUAUUUUGCUCACUCAGAUUUUGGAGUUUCAAUAACAGGAUUUGCUGCAUAUGACUUCAGUGGUCAAGAAGAGGAGAUGAUGAGAAUACUUGUUGACUGGGGUCCUUUGGCAGUAACAGUAGAUGCAGUUAGCUGGCAGGAUUACCUUGGUGGGAUCAUACAGUAUCACUGCUCCAGUGGAAAAGCAAAUCAUGCUGUACUUAUCACUGGUUUUGACAGAACAGGUAGCAUCCCUUACUGGAUUGUACAGAACUCUUGGGGCCGUACGUGGGGAAUAGAUGGCUACAUUCGUGUUAAGAUAGGCAGCAAUGUCUGUGGUAUUGCAGAUACAGUUUCAUCAGUAUUUGUUUGAUUCUGGCCAAUGACCAGGAUUAUCAUUUGGCAUACACCAUCUAUGAAGAUUUUACUUCAGAGCAACAUUUCCUAAAAUAAGAAUGAACUGUAUGAGGAGUUCUGCUUUUGAGGCAUUACAGGAAAUGGUCAGCUGAAGUUUUUAAAACUGUUUUUAUUUGGCGUAUGUGUUGUGUAUCAGGUCUCCUAUGGAAUGAGAAUACUCUGAAUCAACCACAGAGCAUGCAGAAGGAAGUUACAAAGAUGGAUUGAAACUGCUAAGGUGAACUUAGGUACUGAAUACUAAAAAGUACACCCCAUAAAAAAUUAUCUUGAGAGAAGAAGCAAUGGCAAAAGAAAAGGAAUUUGAACCUGAUAAUCGGUAUGAUGGAGUCUAAUCAAAAUGCUUUGAACAGCAGCAGCAUGAUGAUUGUCUGCUUUUUACCGGGGAGGGGAAGGAGGAUGCUGGAAGAAAACACUUAUUUUGCUACCUGUUUUGGCUUUUCUAGCACCUCUGGUUGACGUUAAUUUUUGUCAUCCUCCUUGUCAACUGUAUUUAGAUGAACCAAGGCAGUUCUAGUGGCUUAACAUCCCCUGCCCUGCCAGGACAGAAGUGUUUGUAACCCAACCAUUCUGUGCUUUGAUAGCUGUCAAUUCCAUACCUCCUCUCCUCUCUACUUCACAGCUACCAGUGAAACCAGCUGUGAAGUAGAAAUGAAAAAUCAUCUAUUAUAGAAAAAAGGUAUGGCUGUAGAGAGGUGUAAUGUAUUUGCCACCCUUAGAAAGUUAGGAAUUACAGCAUAUUCCAAAUAGAGUAGAUUUCCCUACAAAAAUAUUAAACUCAGUUGAACUUGUAGGAGAGACUUGCUGGGAAUCAUAAGGUGCUUCCGGCUUUCCUGAUCUGGAUAACUGCAGUUGGAGGCAAAUGUAACUAGAACUGACAACUAAACAUGCAUUUCUAAGAUGCUGUGAAUUUGUCAUCUGGAAUGCUUUACCAGUGUCCUUUGUUGAGCACUGUUAUGAAAGGUAUUGAAACAAUUCUAUGUUUUUUUUGCAUUUGCUGUACCGUAUUAAUGAUCAUGUUAAUGUUUUUAUAACAGAUGCCGUGAAUGCUCAUCACUGUCUCUCAUAUUGUCACCUUAGUCCUUCCAUUUCUAAGAGUUAAUAUUUUAAGUAGGGAAAAAAAGACUCAAGUGCUAAGUGUCAGAUUCUGUUCCUACGUUUAACAGGCUCAAACUUCAGAAUAACAAAAGGGGAAGCCUUUUGUGUAGUAUGGCCUUCCCUUAGCAGAUUACAGACAACAAAUAGCACACUUCUCUAAUGGGAGAAGAACAGCUAAUGUGUUUUUAUAGCAGUAUCAAACCUAUAAGUUCUAUCUGUUUCUGAAGGUAGAACCAAGCCAAUCUAACUAGAGCACAAAGAUACAGAACAACUCCCCAGAAAUUAAGGCUUGCAGCAAAUGUGUACUUUCAAGGGAAGCAUUUACCGAGAGUCUAAUCUAAUAAGAUGGCCCAGCUUUAUCUACUUUAUGGUCAAAGUGACUUCGCUUUUUAUGAUGCAUCAAUUUUAUCCUUGUUUCAAUGAUAUUGUGAUUAAAAAACACUCUAAAUGGCUGUCA